Knipowitschia caucasica is the source of this 213-nucleotide messenger RNA. The record is from the annotation of a GenBank genome assembly. Lineage: Eukaryota; Metazoa; Chordata; Actinopteri; Gobiiformes; Gobiidae.
AUGGACGGCCGCCGCCGUUCACACCACGCCCAAUGUCUGCAGCCUACACAUGCCAUUGCAGCUGUUUUAGGGGUAAGCAGGGGUGCUCGCGGCACAGGGAGGGUUCCUCUCUUUCCCGCGGCUCUGUGGUGCUCUUUGGAUCACUUCAUGUCAUGUUCAUUCGACGGACCCGUGCAUGACGCCUCCUCCACUCGCCUGAUCCCGUCUCUUUGA